This is a messenger RNA of Syngnathus typhle (broad-nosed pipefish), 3548 nucleotides long. It is a transcript of the gene slc45a3, whose product is annotated as solute carrier family 45 member 3. NCBI's taxonomy places the organism in Eukaryota, Metazoa, Chordata, Actinopteri, Syngnathiformes, Syngnathidae. The record is from RefSeq and is a predicted model, not a curated record. Gene Ontology annotation, molecular function: sucrose:proton symporter activity. Gene Ontology annotation, cellular component: membrane. The transcript has 5 exons. The coding region runs from base 6 to 1745 and encodes 579 amino acids. Gene Ontology annotation, biological process: transmembrane transport.
UAAAUAUGCCUGGAUGGAGGUCUCAGUGGCGUCUGCUCCUGCUGAACUCCCUUACCUGUGGCCUCGAGAUUUGUGUGGCAGCAGGGAUCACAUAUGUGCCACCCUUGCUGCUCGAGGCUGGUGUGGAGGAGCGAUACAUGACUAUGGUUUUAGGCAUUGGUCCGGUCCUCGGGCUUCUGUUCAUCCCUCUAAUUGGCUCAGCCAGUGACAACUGCAAGAGCAGUUACGGAAGGAGGAAACCUUUUAUCUUGCUGCUAUCUCUGGGAGUCCUUCUGGCCCUUUUUAUCAUUCCCCAUGCCGACAUCCUGGCUGCGCACCUUGCCUGGAGUGGACGCACUUUCCAGGUGGGUUUCCUUAUCCUUGGAGUUGGCCUUCUUGACUUUUGUGGACAAGUUUGCUUCACGCCAUUGGAGGCGCUUUUAUCAGACCUGUAUCGAGAUGGGGAGGACUGUAACCAAGCCUUUGCCAUGUUCUCCUUCAUGGUUAGCUUGGGAGGCUGUGUGGGAUACUUGCUUCCUGCACUCGACUGGAGCCACAGCAUGCUCUCUGUUUACCUCGGAGGCCAGGACCAGUGCCUCUUCUUUCUCCUCAUCCUUAUCUUCAUUCCCAGCAUCCUCAUCACAAUGAAGUUUUCCGAAGAUCCCUCCAGCGCCAUCAGCGGCUCGCUUGGGGCUGCAUCUUUGCUGGAACCGGGACCCAGCGCAAUGGAAGCUGGCCAGUGCGGUGUGCCUCGCUCAUGCUGCUACCUGCUUAAGUGCAAGUUGAAGCUGCUAAAGUCUGGACCUCUGCUAUGCUUGCUGAGGACAUGCUGGUCUAUGACCCCUGCCAUUUAUAGGAGCUACUGCCAUGUCCCAAGGGUGAUGUGGCAGCUAUGCGUGGCUCAGCUCUGCAGCUGGAUGGCUGUUAUGUCCUUCAUGCUCUUCUUCACAGUCUUUGUAGGCGAAGGCCUAUAUGGUGGAGUUCCUAGUGCGGUACCAGGAAGUGUGCCCAGACAACGAUAUGAUGAAGGUAUCCGUAUGGGAAGUCUGGGUUUGUUCCUGCAGUGUGCUACCUCAACCUUCUUCUCAAUGAUCAUGAGUCGUAUGGUUCGCCGUUUUGGGUCACGCUGGGUUUACCUGAGCAGCAUGGUGAGCUUUACCGUGUCUGCUUUGGUCAUCUGCCUGUCUAAAAGCGUGGUCCUCGUCACAACCAUGGCUGCCCUCACUGGCUAUGCGUACGCAGCGCUGCAGACAUUGCCCUACACACUCACAUGCCACUACCAUAAGGAGAAAAAGGUGUAUAUGCCAAAAAGGAAAACCAAAAACCCUCGCAAAAAAGGUUUUACAGCUAAUAGAGACUAUUUGAGUCCAGCGGAAGAGGAGAGCGUACUAAAUAACACGGCUGGCCCCUCCUUUGGAAACGCCUUCCUCAGCCAGGACAUUUACUACUCUGCUCCUCUCAACCCAAACGGCUCAGCUCACAGCUCCACCGGGUCCGACCCGGAGGAGCUGGAGUCGGGAUAUGAAGACCGCGGCGUGGGCUUGGACUUUGCCAUUUUAGACAGCACCUUCCUUCUCUCUCAGGUUAUUCCCACCCUCCUCAUGGGUACCAUUGUUCAAUUUGCACAGUCAGUCACCACCUACAUUGCCUGCUCUGUAAUCUUAGGCAUUGUCGCCAUCUGUUUGGCCAAUCAUAUUGUCUUUGACCAAAAGGACCUCAAAGGCUGUGACUUCGAUGGAAAACCUCUGAGAAAGAUUGUGGAGUAAUGCAUUUUUUUCCCCCUUUUUUCCAAUCAAUGCACUAUUGUGUAGUAUCCCAGGAGGCCUUGCUCUAUGUUUGUGGAUUUGCGCCUUCAUAAAAGUGUGCUGGUAUGAGUAAAAAGAGUGAAUAUGUCAUCAGGGAUUUGCCGCUAGCUUAAAUAGCCACAACGUUUGACAAAUUGAAGUUGUAUAUUAUACCACCAAAUGUAUAUUUUAUUCAGUUUUUGGAUACAUACAGGGUAUGAAAAUAACAGUCUAUCUGGUACAAUAACACAGGGUGACGCCAAGUGUGAAAAUGGUUGCCUUCUUUUUCUCUCACCAACCACACGCCAGGUGUUAAUUUCACAAAGCUAUGUGAUCAAGGGAAUUAUGAGAUCACUUGCGAAAAUCUCCUCAUUGGCCGUUGAUCAUUUUUGACUAAUCAAACUCUUCUCACUUUUAAACAUGAUGACUAUUUGGGAGAUUUAUAGAUCUAUUCUUGCUACAUAUAUAUUCUUGACAUUUCUGCUGUCUCGCCAUUGGAUAUGCUGUACUGUAUCUCUAUAUUGACCUUUGUAGCUCUGGAUGAGAGUCAACAUACAGUAACCUUUUCUCAGAAACUUGGUGCCAAGGAGGAACACUACGCUAACAAAUACAUUCACAUAUCCUGCACUGUCAUGUGCAUUUAAACAAGACAUCCUCCCAUAUAGUGUCAGUUUAAAUACUAGUCAAGAGUAUAGUAGAUAUAGAAGAUUAAAUCAUAUCCAUCAUCACUCGUGAUUCAAGUGGCAUUUUAUUAGAACUGUACUAUAAAUGCCCCUGAAAGUGCAAAAGCGCACUGUUUUAUCUCAGGUUAGCUCUUUGUCGUUGUGCCCUCUUCUGUUCAAUGUCACCGAUUAUUCCCUACUGCACCUUCAUGUUUCAACAUUAUUAUGCCCCAUGACAAUCAGCCUGGGCGUAUCAUAUGUAGUAGCGCUGUAAAUGAAAUUCACAUAUUUCUCCCAUUCCUAAAAGACCAUAUUUAUGAAGUGGAGUCAACCAUUUGGGUAUUGGAGUGGACGUUAGCACUGUGGAAGGCAUGUGUGGUUGUGUGUGCGUUGUCAUGCACAAUAGUCCAUUUGGUGUAAUCACCAGGCUGGGUUAACAUUGGCGCAAACUGGACCUGUGUAUGUUCCUCCUAAGCAGGUACUGGAGAUAGAUGUUUGAAAAUGUUUUUUUCAAACAUGAAUAGUUUUGUCCCCGAAUGAAAACAAAAUCUAUCUAGCAGUAGCACAAUGGUCAAAAAAAGUGCCUGUAUUUUUCUGCCUAUUGCAUUUAUGUAUUUAUUUAUAAUGCCUUUCUUGAAAGAUUAGGGCAAUUUCUGUGAAAAAUUAAAUUAUUUGUGCAGUAAUGUGGAAACCAUCCUAUGAGUCCUAACUUAUUUUAACAUGAAAACGUCACCCAUUUGAUGUUUUCUUUCACUCUUAUUUGCCAUUCUGUUAGAGCUCUACUAUUUUGUCAGCACUUAUUUUACUGCCACUAGAUGGCUCUUGUUUCAUUUUUGAAGCAAAUAUCUUUUUCCUAUUCUUAACUUUAAUGGCUUGGAGAUGUUCUCAGGCCUCUUAUUUCACCCAUCUGCCUUGUUGGAUUUUUAAAGCCAGUGAAAAGUGCCAAUGUCAGAUUCUAGAAAUGUGUUUUUGUAACCAUGUACCACAUGAUAAAACUGAUUGUUGUCAUUGAUGCAUGCAGCCAUGACAGAGUACUUUAUUUUGCAGCUGACAGAUUACUCUGUAAUACAUGUGUGAUCUCGCCAAACAGCUUUUUAUAAACAAUAAAACAUAACAUGGCUGA